AUGCCAUUUAAUGCAGAACAACAUUUCGAGUCAAAAAUUAAGCAAGGGUCCAUUAAAAACCAAAGCACAAUUCUCCGUUUUGACACGCAGCCAUUUAAGAGCAAAAAAGCAGAACGCGAAAAGGGCCUUAGAAGGAUAUGCAAGGAUAGAUUCAAUUUUGAAGACUUCGUCAAGAUCAACAAGAUGCAUAGCAGCUAUGUUCAGGAAUUGAAGGGAAAUCUUUCUCCAAAGGCCUUUUUGGAUGUUCUUUACAGGGCUGAGUUGACCGGUGCUAAGGUCAAAAUUGCAGGUAAAGAGGGAAUAAUCGUUGAAGAAAGAAAAAAUUCAUUAUGUGUAAUUUUCAGUUCAAAUCAGAUGAAGCUUUAUCCAAAAAGAAGCUGGGAUUUUUCUUUAGUUUUUGAUGGGAUUGAGUACCAGUUUUUAUCUGAAAAUUUGAAGACCAAUAGAAAAAUCAAUAACUAA
Molecule: messenger RNA, 462 nt
Organism: Vittaforma corneae ATCC 50505
Lineage: Eukaryota; Fungi; Microsporidia; Nosematidae
Exons: 1
Coding region: 1-462 (153 amino acids)
Biological process (GO): rRNA processing; tRNA 5'-leader removal
Cellular component (GO): ribonuclease P complex; ribonuclease MRP complex
Molecular function (GO): ribonuclease P RNA binding
Source: RefSeq, a predicted model, not a curated record